This is a messenger RNA of Podarcis lilfordi (Lilford's wall lizard), 16667 nucleotides long. NCBI's taxonomy places the organism in Eukaryota, Metazoa, Chordata, Lepidosauria, Squamata, Lacertidae. The record is from the annotation of a GenBank genome assembly.
CCGCCCCACGCGGCGCCGGGGCUGGCGGCGCCCCCGGCGGGCUCCCCGUGCACUCCGUGCCCCUCUUGUCAUGUUUGUGGUUUGGGACGAGGCGGCGAGUCCGUGCACCAAGAAAAGCCGCGCGCCCUCCAGCCCCGCCGCAGACCUCGGACAGCGCGGGCCCCGAGCACCGGCUCCCGCUCCCCGCGCCGCUUUGCUCGCCGCUCCUUGGAGCCAGGGAGACGGGCCCAGAGCUGCCAGACCCUCGGCGAGGCGAGGAGCAGGCACAGGCCGGAGCCCCCCAACCGAAAGCCCGCCAAGCGCCGCCCGCCAAGCGCCGCCAGGGGCAGAGCGCGCACCCCUCCGCUGCCUCUGCCGUCGCAGCAGCAGCAGCCGCCCGAGGCCAGGCGAGCAAGCGCCGAUCGGCCGUCCAGCAAAGCGGCGGGCUGCGCUCACCGGCUCCCUCUCCUCCUUCCCAACAGGUGGCUCCGCGUCGCCAUGGGCAGAGGGGCCGUGCAGAUGCUGCUGCUCUUGGGGCUGCUGCACUGGGGCCCCGGCGGGGAGGGCAGGAAAAGCUGGAGGCGGCGUGGGCAGCAGCAGCAACAACAACAACAACCGGCGGCGGCGGGUCGGGAGCGGAGCGAGGCGGCUGGGCAGCCGGUGGAGAGCUUCCCAUUGGACUUUACCGCUGUGGAGGGCAACAUGGACAGUUUCAUGGCUCAGAUCAAGAGCCUGGCGCAGUCGCUGUACCCUUGCUCGGCGCAGAAUCUGCACCAGGAGCUGAGGCUGCACAUGCUGCUCAACAGCUCGGUCACCUGCAACGACGGCAGCCCCGCCGGGUGAGUGCACAUGCCAAGCCUGACCCUUCUGCGAUCUCCUUGCUUCGUCCCUGGCCCUUCAGGCACCUCCCCUUAGCCCAUCUUCGUGGCUCCUGUGCUUAGUAGGAAGCGAAGAAACGUCUAAGAAAAUAGAGCCCUUCUCCAUCCUCUCUGCUUCUUUGCUGUCUCUUUUAAUUUGUGCGCACAAACCCACGGCCACUUCCAUCGGCGUGUGCUUUUGUGCUCUCCCGUUCCGUGCCCAACAGUUUUUCUUUUCUCAAGUUCAUACCACUAAGAGUAAGAAUCGGAGAUGAACUUACUCUUAAAUCUGUGCCUGAGGGCAGACAGAGCAAAAGUAGAAGUGGGUAGUAGGAAGAGAAAACUUUUUUGAAUGCACCUAUUAUUUUUUUCUUAUUGUCCCUCAUCACUUUAGUUCCUUGUAUUUGCUAGAUUUCCUUAUACAGUAGUCUCAAGUUAGUAGCUCUCCCUUAUUCCGAGGAAUAUGCUCUAGUCCAGAAAACAGGGACUUUGCAAAGCAGAGUAGAUAAAAAAAGUUAUCUCCCAGCAGUAUAGUUCCUUGGGACUCUGUAGAAUAGUCAUUGAAGCUCUGCGGUGCCCCUGUUUCUUUUAGAUCUCAGUUCAGCUACCACAGCCCCUCUAGUACGAGCUGCUUUCUGAAACAAGAACUCUGUGAGUUCUCAAACUAGCUCCACGCAGACUCUCUGUGUAUGUACUGAGCAAACAUGGAUAACAUCACCCGCUUCUUUGUAAAGCACCAUUUAUGCGGAGGGGAUGCUUGACAGAGCACGCACACGACUGUUUACUAUUAAUACCAUUUGCUGGUCCCUCUCUGCUCCUUAGUACUUCAAAAGUGCUGAAACAAUCCUUCCUAGUGUUCAAGCUCUGCUUCCACCAUGUGGCCUUUGCUAAGAACGCAGCCAGUAACAGGUGGAAUAACUCUUUCCUGCCUGGAAAUACUUAGGAAUGCUAGGAAUUUGUUUAAUGCAUUUAUUUUGGAGCAAGAUGAAAGCCUGGCUCAGGGUCCCCGAGAAGGCCCUUUGAUCAGACUUCGUUUGGAGCUCCUCUGACAGCCAUCCUGUUUCUUUCUCUUGUUCUUUAACCAAGUAUUUUAUGUAACCCUCUUGAUAUUAUAAUGAGUUGGUGUAUCAAAGGGCUUGUGGCUGAGUGAGCCAGUCUCCCUAAUUAAGUUCACGCUGCCUUCUGUUUGUUUUUAUUUUAGCUACUACCUCAAAGAAUCGAAAGGCAGUAGAAGGUGGCUGCUUUUCCUGGAAGGUGAGCUUGAGUUUUCUUUUAAUUUAUUUAAGCAAAGUUCAAUCAUUUUAGGCUCUUUUUGUAAAAAGUCGAGCGAUGGCGGAAGAGCUUCCCAGCUGCUUUCUUCAAAGACUUAUAGCGAGUGCUGGCUGCCUUCACUAUAACCAAUGUCUCCAUCCUUUCCCCCCUUUUACGGUUUCAUAUGCCAUGCCACCUGGAGGUUUGCUGGCAGCCUAACUACUCACCAAACUUUAAUCAAAGCUACUUAGUCAAUCUACUUCUUGCUGUUGUUUGCUUGCAAUGUUACUUUUGGCGUUGUAUUUCCUAGGUUUCAAUGCAUAGAUGCAGUAAGUCUCCAAACAGAUUUUGGUCUACACAUAUAUGCUGUUUUCUCUAAUUUUCUUCUGUGUAAUAUGAAAUAAAUUAACUGGUACUUACAUUCCGGUCCUGAACUCAUCAUCUGUUUGGAAAUGUCCCAUUGCUUUUGAUGGUACUGUGCUCCAAGAAAUAGUGUUUUCAAAAUUUUGCAAGUGACCGUAUGAAACUGUGGCUAAGAUUUAUCGUUAUUAAUAUAGUUACUUUUCACUACAGUAUUUGUUACUAAAAAAAACAACAAAAAACAAUUUUGCAUGCUUUUGCCAUGCAAACAUCUCAGCUAGAGAAUUCUCUGCAGUUUACAGAAGUAGUGUUCUUUGGGUAAUCGGUACUAAACACAUGUGAGGUAGAUGGAUCCACAUAGAGAAACAAGCAUUUUUGGGUGCUUCUGCAUAAUAGUGCAAAUCCAGGCCUGGUUGAAAGGUUGGACGUGCCUUUUCAGGCUCCUCAGAAUAUUAAAUAUAAGUUUGGCUAGAUCUAAAACCGGAAGGCAUCAGAUUAAUUCUCAGGAAAGUCAGAUGUUGCUGAAAAGGCUUGUGGAAGUUAGCAAAAUGUUCAUAGGAGCACUUCAAGGCAGAUCAUGCUUUGGAAAUGAUGGCAACCUACCUUUUGAACAGCCUUAUGCUGUAAGUGGCUUUUUAUUUUACAGCACAUCCUGCUUUAAAAUUUUACUAUAUUCAGAGAUAGCACUGUGCAAUGCAAUCCUGCGCAUGCUUACUCAGAAGUAAGGAACACUGUGUUCAGUUGGGGUUUCUUGGAGGGAAGCGUGCAUAGUAUCACAGUCUUAAAGUCACAACAGGAUCCCACUAUCACAUUAUGCUGGAUAUUAUGUAAGUGUUAUUAUGCUUUUUAAAAAUCCCACUGCAUUAUAAACCCUACUCUGUGGACCUAGGAUGAGUAAAAAAAUCAAUUCCUUCAAUUAAUUUAAUGACACUAAUAGUUUCUUAUGCAAACUACAGUCUAAAAAGAUGUAAUAAGUGAAACAGGAAGAAAUGGACACUAUCCGAUUCUUGCUUUGUUUCUUUUCUGAAUCAGGAGGCUGGUACUGCUUCAACAGAGAGAACUGCAACACUCGGUAUGAAACAAUGAGGAGACUUAUGAGCUCCAAGGAGUGGCCCACUACCAGAACUGGUAAAUUCUUUAUUCUCACCAACCUGGGAUUUACUCUAUUAAUUAUAUAUUGCUUCUACUUUCUACGUUUUAGUUUACUGGAGCGCCUUCCUGCUCCAUUAAGUCCAAACCAUGACAGCAGUGAAGCAGCAUUCCAUAAUGCCAUUUUAAAUCAAACAGAGGAGACACUUCAUGGUGCAGUUGCCACUGUGGAGAAAGUCCAGCCCUGUGCCCUAGCAUUGCUGACUUAUCUACAGUUAAGGAAGGAUCAUGGAACAGAGCUUUCUCUGCAGAUCUGAGGGUGCGCUUAUCAGAGAGUAUACUGCCCAGACCCAAUAUAAGGGCAGUUAACAUAUUGUAAUGAGAUGUUGUUACAGUGUGAGUAUUUUUGAAAUGAAGUGUUUUAUCUGGAAUGCUAUGUCGCAUUUUGAAAUCGUUUUUAGUAGGCUUUUACGGUGAUGCUUUGAUAAGUGUUCCUUUCAUUGUCUUCCUAUUCUUGGUUUGGAUACCUCUGUGGAAAAUGGCUUUAAAAAUUCAAAUUGUUGGAAAAAUGGACUUAUACUAUUUCUAGAAAUCAGGAAUGCUAAUUUAUAUUGCAUCUGACAGCAGAGCAGUACAUAUUCAAACAAUGUGAAUGAGAACUAAGGAUAAUUUCUUUUUUCUUUUUAAGUCCUGCAUCAGUUUUCUCCCCCUCUUUUAGUUUUGAUUCUUUCUGUUUUUCUCUGUAUUGUCCUUUUAUAAAUAGUUAUCAUUAUUUUUAAUGGUGAAAAGCCACCUGAUUGGAAGUGUAUUGGACACCUGGGGGAAGAGCACACCUGGGAAUAGCGACCCAUGAACACUUUCUGUGUCUGUACCUUCAGUAAAGUGGGCAGCGAUGAUAGUGACUCCCUCAUCAGUGGCCUGUAGGGAUUGCAAUGAGUUGUAAAUAUCAUAAAUAAGUCAUAAAUCUUCAAGAUAUGCAGAGAGACCUGUUAAGCAAAUUCUACCAGAGGCUUGUUCAAGACUGCAUUCAUCUUUACAGCUCCAGGAAACACAAACAUCCCAUAGGGUGUUAUUCAGGGAGGAUGAAGUAGAUGCCACAUUGUGAGCAGACAUACAGGAGGGCUAAAGCCAUCUGUUACUUUCCUUGCUUAGCACAUUUACAUCAUCACAGGAAUAAGCACUAGUUCAGAAAAACAGCUGGCAGCCAUGGGGGCUGGGAUCAGGUAUUGGUUUUUGGCCAGCACUUACAGUUGGUGUUGGGACCUCACUGCCUAAUUCAGUCUUCCACAUCCUGUUAUCUUCCAGAUGUGUGGAACUCCAAUUUCCCAUCAGCCCCAACCAGCAAGGCCAAUGGACAGGGAUUAUCAGAUACAGCCUUUCUCAACCUUGGGUCCCCAUAUGUUUUUGGCCUACAACUCCCAUGAUCCCUAGCUCACAGGACCAGUGGUCAGGGAUGAUGAGAGUUGUAGGCCAAAAACAUCUGGGGACCCAAGGUUGAGAAAGGCUGCAUAGAAUCAUAGAAUUGUAGAGUUGGAAGGGACUCUGAGGAUCAUCUGGUCCAACCUCCUGCAAUGCAGGAAUAUGCAGCUGUCCCAUACGGGGAUUGAACCUGCAACCUUGGCACUAUCAACACCAUGCUCUAACCAGCUGAGCUAUCCAGGCUGAUAAGCAUUGUAGUUCAACAAUUUCCAGAGGAUCACAAGUUCCCAUUCCUGUUUUUUUUUUUAAAAAUCUGUUGUCUCUUUGGGUGGAGAGAUUUGAAAAGAAGAUAGGGAUCCUACAUCUUUAAUUCUUGUGUACUUCAGACUCUAGUGAAAUAUCCAACUCUAUGAUUCUACGUGUAUGCAUCUGCUUAUUUGCCUGGAAUAGGAAUUGGCUUCUUAUUUGAAAUUUUAGAGUUUCAGUUUCGGAAGUGUAUAAUUUGUAUCAUUUUACCUCAGCCUCUCUUUCUUGAUUCCCUUCCUCUUCUCUAUUCCUUUGGCACAAAAAUGGAUACAUUAGGGGAUGAUUUAUUGGAUACACUGUAUUCUUUUAAAUUCUGAGAAACUAGGAAAUAAUUUAUUGUCUGCACUUUAUUCUUGCAAAUGCUGAGACCCACAUACAUAAGGCAUUGGCCAGACUAAAGGCCUGUCCUUGGAGAUAUGUGUACAAAGUCCUUGCCUCUUUAGCAUCUUUUGCUAUUCUGUUACUUUCAAAUGUUCUCCACACAUUGCUGAUUUGAUAUCUGACAGAUGUUUUUCUUUUUGAAUAUAUUUUUUAUUCUCCCAUUUACAGGAACUGGUAUUCUGUCAUCGCAACCGGAGGAAAAUCCACACUGGUGGAAUGCAAACAUGGUGUAAGUAGGGGAAUGAUUGUGUGAGUUGGGAGGAACACAGCGGAUGUGAUGAAGCAAGCAAUAUACAGGGAGUGGAAUCAAAGUCCUUUGUGGCUGUAAAAUGUCAAAAUGGGUAGGAUAGCAUAAUUGACAACUUCAGUUUGUUUAUUUGAGGGUAUUUGUACCCCACCUACUAACCAAAGUUUUCAAGGCGGCUUACAGUAUAUUUCAAACACAGUAAAAGAGAUGGUGAUACAAAUAGUCACUACAGCAAAGCAAAAAACCCACCAUCCCUUUGUUCUCUGAUGUUCCAGCAAAUGCCAUCCUAUAUAGUCAAAUCUCCUGGCUGUUGAAGCAGCUAGAGUUCUAUAUAGUCCAGGAAGUCUUCACUGGGUGGCUGGUGCUGAUGUCUCUCACAGCCCCAGCCAUAGUGGUAGACACAGGAGGUACUGGGUGGAGCAAAGAUGUUACUAUGCCUUCAUUUGCAUUAUAUUCAGGAAGAGAAACUAAAUGGAGAAAACAAGAAUACCCCAAAAAGCUUCUCCAUCGAUGUAGGAACAUGGCAGGCGGAUAAGGGUUUGGGACUACUUAAAAGUAUGACAUGGUUGCCGUAGCAAACACUGGUAAUAUGUAAGGGGCUGGCACAUGUCUCCAUGCGUGCUGUGGACAUGCACCAAACUGCGGGCAGUGACAUAUAUCUGCAUUUGGGCAUGUGUGUUUCCUUUUCAGGCUUUAUGCCUUUAUCAUGACAGUGGUGCACAGGGAUAUGUGCCUGUUUUGCAAAGUGUAAAAUACACUGUUAAUGUCCGUUAAACAAACACCGUGCUCCUUGAGUGAGUUCUUUCUGGGAGUAUCCAGCUGGUACCAUGAGAUUUGAAUGGGCAUGAAAUUGGUCUCUUUCCGACUCCCUUUGGGUUUAAUUUGCUUGACCCCUGCUUCACCCCUCCCUGCAUGUAAGAGGAAUAAUGGCGCUCACAUAUCUCUUGUCUCUUGCAGUUUCAUCCCCUAUUGCUCAAGCGAUGUCUGGAGCGGAGCCUCUGCCAGGAUUGAGAAAAGUGAGUGCUUCUGAUAGGCUCCUGCUGCCAGACAGACAUUAUGCAUUAAAGGGGAUAUGGCCCAACUUCUCUACAGUUAUGCAAAUGAAGAAAUGGUUCUUGCCAAUGGGCAGGAAGGAAUAAUAAAUAUUCUCCGGAUAAAACAUCCGCUUGCUAACUCUGCUUUGUCAUGGUUCAGAGCCCCAUCACGCAGCAGUAGCCUGAAGGGAAUAGCUGCAUCCUGAAUGUCUGAGGCCCAGCCAGUCUGUUUAGCUAAAUGUCCCCCACUCCUCCCCACUCCCCCCGCAGCAGCCAGGAUUUGGUAGGGAAGAACUAAACAAUGCCAGGAUUCACAGACUGAAUCAUGAAUGCUCCCAAGUAUGGGUUUGAGGGACUUGAUCACCUAAACCUAUCACCAAAAAAUGACACAGAGAGGCCAGAAGAAAACUUUAUUUUCAUGGAUGUUGACCUAAAUGCAGUUCAAAAGUUUGGGGCUACCAGCAUCGUUGGCUCAGUAGGUCAAGUUUGGGGAAGCUUUGACUCUUCAGAUGUUACUAAUCUGCAACUCCCAUCAGCUCCUGCAAGCGUAGUCAAUGGCCAUGGAUAAUGGGAGCAGCAGUUAAGAAACAUCUGGAAGGGCAAUGGUUUCCCCACAGCUGCAGCAGUUCAAAUCUGAAUCCUAUUAUAGUCCUUUCCUCUCAUUAAUUCACUGGUCUCUUCAGGAUGACUCUUUUCCUCUUGGUGGCAACUGCUGAUACCUUGGCUUGUCGGGUGCCUCUGGUAAAAAGAUAGGGCUCCCUCAUGAACUUUUAAUACUCUUGCAGGAGAGGGAGCUUCAGAAGCUGGCAUGACAAGGUCCACCUGCUGAAAUUCCCUCUUCUACAAGGUUGUUUAGAGCAGUGUUUCCCAACCUUUUUCCGACCGUGGCCCUUUUCCAAUCCUGUUUCCUUCCUGUGCCCCCCUCUGGUGUAGCCAAGGAGGGGGACGGGGGGUAGCUACCCCCCCAAAUAAAUAAAAAUCAUUACAAAUCUAAGGUUCUCUCUCCCAACUUAAACCCUGGCUACACCCAUGCCCCUCCAUCCUACCAGUAGAAAGGUAGCUAUUUAAAUGUUUUGUUUGUAAACAGAAUAUGCUUUAUUUAUAAUUUAUACAAAAUACAAUUACCAGUACAGUGGUACCUCAGGUUACAUAUGCUUCAGGUUACAUAUGCUUCAGGUUACAGACUCUGCUAACCCAGAAAUAGUACUUCAGGUUAAGAACUUUGCUUCAGGAUGAGAACAGAAAUCGUGCUCUGGUGGCGCGGCAGCAGCAUGAGGCCCCAUUAGCUAAAGUGGUGCUUCAGGUUAAGAACAGUUUCAGGUCACAGUACAGACCUCUGGGACGAAUUAAGUACUUAACCCGAGGUACCACUGUACAUAAAAUGAUAAGAACAUAAUGAAAUAUUGUUGAAGCAGAAAAACAUAGAAUCAUAGAGCUAGAAGGGACCCCAAGGGCCAUCUUUCUAGUGCAACCCCUUCAACGUAGGAAACUCAGCUGAAGCAUCCAUGACAGAUGGUCACCCAACCUCUGCUUAGAAACCUCCAAGGAAAGACAGUUCAGAACCUCCCAAAGGAGAUCCAUCUUCCAUGUGUUAUAAAACGUAAACAACAUUUAUUUGACCCCAGUCAUCUGACACAGAAGGGGAAACCUAAAGAUACAGCCCAAAAGGUGCAAAGGGAGUUCUAUAUAUAUAUGGGAGAAUUUUAAAAAGCAAGUGGUCCUCACUGAUCUGGUGCAAAAAGAUCUUGUCACCUGGAGGAGCUCUGGCUGCCUAGAUAAAGCACUAUAGUCCCACACACCCUUACCUGGGCAUAAGGCCCACUGAACUCUGUGCGGUUUUCUUCUGAGUAGACACUUAGUUAUUUACUAGAUGCUAGUCAGCAGCACCAGACGAUCCCGCUUGGCUAGGCACUGGGAUGGAUUUCACCCCGUGCCUUGCAGAGCUGGGCUGACACUGCUGACGAGCCCUGCGCCCCUAGGCAACAUCCAAAGGUCCCGAUCUGGCUAGACCCUGGGGUGGAUUGCAUCCUGUGCCUCAUAGAGCCUGGCCCAGCACUGGCAACAGCAACAAGCAGCUCUGGCUCGCCCAGACUUACCCAUUUCCACCCCACCACCGUACUUACCUGACCUGCUUGUGAUUGGCCAAGUGGAUAGCUAGCCAAUCAGGAUUUAAAAAAAAAUUCUUUCUUUCUUUACUUCUCACUUCCCUCUGUGGCCGGCUAGCCUGGUACAUAUUUUUCACCUGUGGCCCCUGUAGACUAUCCUGGGGGGGGCCAGGAGGCCAUAUGGCCCACCGGUUGGGAAACACUGGUUUAGAGGCACAGGGGUGCUGUCUCUUUUACCCUACUAAUAACAUAUCACAACGUAAUGGUCCUGCAUGAGAAUACUUAACAUUUCACAAUCCUGCCUCUUAUAACAGUACAAGAUUAACAUCUGGUUCAAUGAAGCAUUUCUGACAUAAAAAAGGACAGAGAAGAGAAGAGAGAAAAAAAACAAUAUCCUUUAUUCCAACAGACUAUUUCAGUCAGUCAGCAUUUUUGAAGUGGUUUGAGCAGAUCUACUGCCUUGACUUCAGAGACAUCGAUAGAGGAAGUUAUUUGAGCCACCAGUUUUGAGAGGGUGAGCAGAUUCAACUGCCUUAUCUGUAUUUCCUUAAGAAAGAGUUUCUUGAAAUACUUCAGGAACAAAGGAUAUUGUUUUUCCCCCCUUACACUGCUGAUCUUGGCGUUUCCCAAGUAGCAUUGGUCCUCAGGUGAGCACCAUGGUAGCCAUAAAUUUGAACUGCAGGUGCAUCUAGUGCUUCCACUGGCCUUGUGUGUAACUUCAGAGAGCCAGGAUUGGUUGCCACCGUUUUAGGCUGUGUGUGUAUCUUUUCUCUUUGCCGUAAAGACAACAAAGGGAUUUCUGAUACAUUAAAAACUUGACAGUUCCCCUAGGGCAUAAGCUUUCACCACAUAGGUAAAUCAAAAACCAAUAAUAAUGGAUCUUCACUUGUUAUGUUGUGGAAGGUUGUUGAGCUGCUGUUCUGUCUUUUGCCUAGAGGUGGUAGCAUUUCAGAGAUGGGAGAUAUAACCUUCUGCAAAAUUACGUUCUAGUGAUUUUAGGGCUGAGACAUCAGGUAACGAAAGAUACUGAGUUCUUCUAGCAGAAACCCACACAAGAGCCUCUGCUUGUGAAGUGGGACUUUCCUCUCUCCCACGGAAUUGCCUUGGCGGAGACGUAUCAGAAGGACAAGCCGGGACAGUGUGCAGGAGAAAGAGAGGGGAAGAUGGUUCUGUCUGGCAAGCUGAAAUGCUCAUGCUGAUGGAACAAUUGCUGUGGUACUUUGUUAAUUCCUCUCAGUACACCUGAGGUACAUGGCUAGACCCACAAGCACCAGCCAGGUUCCCACAGAAUUUUGUUUGCAACAGACCUAUUUUUAAAAAACCAAAAUCUAAUUACAUUUAAAUUCUGCCUCCCCUUCAAGGAGUUCAAGGCAGCACCCACGGUUCUCCCCACUCCAUUUCAGCCUUGCAACAAGGUUAGGCUGAGAGAUACUGCGUGGCCCAAGGUUACCCAGAGAGCUUCAUGUCUGAGUGGCGGCCCUGCUCUCCCAGGUCCUAGUCUGAGACUCUAUAAAGAUGUUGUCUGUUCUUCCAAUUCAUAUAGGCCACAAGCCUUCAGUAGAGAGGAAUGGGAAAAUGUUUUAAUUAAUCUGCAGCUUAAGCAGUUUUGUUUACUGUGAACUUUUUUCUUUUCCUCCUCCCCACAGAUGAAUUUGUCUUCAUGGGUGCCCUUAUCAUUCAAGAGGUUGUAAAAGAGUUGGUGGGAAAAGGUCUUGGGAAUGCCAAAGUCCUCCUACUAGCAGGUAGCAGGUGCGUGUUUACAAGGACUGUCUAGAAAGUGUCUGGGGGGGGGGGGGGAAGAUUGCCGAUUGACUUGUUGGUGAUGGGCAUGACUUUUAUACCACAGGCCCCCUUGCCCUCUUGAUGGAAAAAAGUGCUGAAGUUAACAAAGGCUACCAUUAUCUUGAUUUCUGCAUAUUUGUGAUUGUCUUACUUUGUGGUGUUAGAAGAUGCAUUUCAAUAUGCUUCUUGAACAGUAGCAGCACUUUUGGGUGAGGAAGAAGGGAGAUUCUGUGUGAGAUUCCAGUAAUGUCCACAACCGAUGCCGUAAUACUGGGGGGGGGGGCGGUUAUCUGAACUGGUUAUUACAUUUGGGUAGUGGAAUAUUUUGAUGUCAAGGUGCUUGAGUUUAUUCUCCUCAAAUUAACCUUCCAGCAGGUGAUACAGCUCACUAGCUUAAAGUGGUAGAUCUCUGGGUUGAAUGGCAGUAGAUCAGCAAGGAUUUUAGACUUUCAAUUGUUUAACAGCAGCAAGCACCAAAUGAGCCCCGCCCCCUUCCCCCAUCAAAUUAGAAUGCUGAAAUAAAACUUGGGAGAACCAGCAACAGAUUUUUAUAUGGGGGAACUGUGAGCCCAGAUCAGUUAUGAUACCUAGGAUAGAAUCUUGUACUCAUAAGCAGUUCAGUGACAAAAUGUCCAAGUGAGUAUCUUUUGCACCUGUCUCCAGUGAUAGCAGGAUUUUAUUGAAAUCCAAAGUAGAUCCCACAAGCAGCCACUGUCUCUUAGGUUAGGUCAGGGGUAGGCAGCCUAAGGCCCAGGGACCGGAUCCGGCCCAGUCACCUUCUGAAUCUGGCCCACGGACGGUCCAGGAAUCAGCGUGUUUUUAAAUUAGUAGAAUCUCUGGGUUAUUUGGGGGGCCUGUCUGGUGUUUUUACACGAGUAGAAUGUGUGCUUUUAUUCAAAAUGCAUCUCUGGGUUAUUUGUGGGGCAUAGGAAUUUGUUCAUAUAUUUUUUCCAAAAUAUAGUCUGGCCCACCACAUGGUCUGAGGGACGGCGGACUAGCCCACAGCUGAAAAAGGUUGCUAACCCCUCGGUUAGGUUUUCCAAGCACCCACCACUCUUUUAAUGUCUAGAAAAUGGGAUUCUAGAGUUGGAAGGUGCAUUAAGGUUGCAAUUCUGCACCCUUUUACAUGGGAGCAAGCUGCAUGCAUAGGAUUGCACUGUCAAGAUAAUGCAACCCUCUAAGGCAGGAUUGGCACCAUCCCAAUUCUUUUAUUCAGUAGCUUCCUAUCUUGCCACAUUCCUUAACAAAUCAAAAUGGUCAUAGUUAUCUGUGCAGUUUUAUUUGUCUGAAGCAUCUUUGGAAUAUAGCCAAUAUAUAAGGUUAAAGGUUUAAUUACAAUCAAGCAGUAAUUUUUGUUAAAUAAAAAAAUGCAAAUGAGCACAAUUUACAAAAAGCACACUAGAAGAGCACCCUAUGAAUUCAGAUGCGGAUGACAGGUGUUUAGAGAGGCAUGGCCCUUCUGUAAGCAAUCCUGAAUAUGUCUGUGGUUGUGUUACAGUCUCAUUUGAAAGACUGAUGCUGUCAUUGCAGUGCUGGUGGAACGGGGGUGCUCCUGAAUGUAGAUCGAGUAGCUGAGCAGCUGGAAGAGAUGGGGUAUCCUGGGAUUCAGGUCCGUGGCCUUGCAGACUCUGGAUGGUUCUUGGACAAUAAACAGUAUCGUAGAACAGACUGCAUUGAUACCAUAACCUGCGCCCCUACAGAAGCCAUCAGGAGAGGAAUUAGGUAUUGAAUUAUUCUAAAGUAUCCUUUUCAAGACUGGGCAGAGACACCUAGUCUUCCUUUCUUUUUGUAAUUAUAAGAAGUAUCUAUUACCUUUAGCUGAUGAAGUUCUAUUUGGAAAAGAAAUAAUAUUAAUGAAAUGUGGCUGAGUAGAAGGUGCCCCCCCCCAUAGUAAUCUGGCACGAAAGUAAGACAAGUAUAGUUUUCUUCUUGCUGAAAUGUAUGAUUUGUUCAGUUUGCAGCUCUGCUGCCCUCUGCUGUCUGUAAUUUUUGUAACUUGCACAUUUUUGGAUCUCCGCUGCAGAACAAGCUGCUGUAAUUAACUCUUGUUAUCAUGUCAUCUUUCAGGUAUUGGAACGGACUUGUUCCUGAACGCUGCAAGAUGCAGUUUAAAGAGGGAGAGGAAUGGAAUUGUUUCUUUGGUUAUAAAAUUUAUCCCACACUGCGAUGUAAGUAUGAAACGGAGAGUUUUCUGCUUUCUGUUUGCUGAUCUGAAAUGCGCUUCAGAAGAUUCCUCAUUAUCAGUAUUAGCAAGGGCCAGCAGUGUCAACGCAUUGAAGACUUUAAUGGAUAGUCAUGUGCCUUUUAACAGAAAGAAUUUCUGACUCCCAGUUGCUUAGCAGUAGCAAUGGCUAAGUGAAUUGUUGGAUUUGAAUAAAUAUUACCACUCAGAAUAGAUGUUCCUUGAGAUGCUGAAGGAAUGCUGACAACUUAGUUUUAUAAACAAAACCUACUACAUUGUUAAGAAAUGAUUCCAUUCCCUAUUGCAGUAACACACCAGAAUCAAAAUAACCUUGAAAGAUAAGAAAGUGUAUUCUUAAAUUUCUGCCUCACUGACUAAAAUUGUGCAUUUUAAGCUUUAGCUGAUUAAACCAAUGGAAGUUUGCAUCCCUGAUAAUGGGGAAACCUUUCCUCAAUUCUUCUUGCUGCAGGUCCUGUGUUUAUAGUACAGUGGCUCUUCGAUGAAGCCCAGCUCACCGUGGACAAUGUACAUUUGACUGGCCAGCCAGUGCAGGAGGGGCAGUGGCUAUACAUCCAGAAUUUGGGUCGUGAACUUAGGAACACCCUUAAAGAUGUGACGUUAGUCUUGCCUCUUCUCUUUUCCUAAAUACUUUCCAAUAUGUUCUUCUAAAUAUGUGGUCUGGAAACCACAUUCUUUUUAAGAUCACUGUGUGGUUUUUGUUUUGUUUUUAAAUUGAGAACCUCCAAUAUCCUAACAAUAAGGCUACAUAUACGCUAUACAUUUAAAUCACCUUUCCCUGCCUUAAAGAAUUCUGGGCACUGUAGUUGGUUAAGGGCUGCUGGGAAUUGUAACUCUGUGAGGGGUAAACUACGGUGCCCAGAAUACUUUGUGGGAAAUAAUGUUUUUUGGAUGCACUUUAAAGGUAUAGUGUGGACUUAGCCUAAGACACUUUGUCAGAUAAAUUCUCGAAUUACUGUCUACAUUCAUUCUGUGUUAGGAAUCUGGUUUGUUUUGUAAGCCACCAAAAACAAUUGGAGGAAAUUUUGCUUGAAAUUCGCUGCCGAUCUUGUAGCAGCCACUGUGUCCAGUCACAGUUGUCUCUACAAAUAAAGCACAAGGAUACCCAAAGCCGUAUUGUGAGGAAUGACCAAACACUGGGUUGCUGGGAAGGAAAUGUAUCAAUAUUUUGCAUUGCUCCUAUCACACCUAUUCUAUAUCUUGUUCUUUUCUGCUUCAGUGCCAGCUUUGCUCCCGCUUGUUUGUCUCAUGAGAUCAUCACACGCAAGUAAGUACCUAGGUUGGGGAGAUGAAGUCUCCCUCUUGCUUUGUACUUUCUCCUAUUUGUGGGGGCUACGGUGCAGCCCUAGCCAUGUCUACUGAGAAGUAAGUCCUAUUGAAUUCAGUGAGAUGUACUCCCAGGGAAGUAGGGUUAGGAUUAUAGCCUUGGUCCCGAAGAGAGCACCAGGGAAGACCGUUCCCCAGCCGCCCACUUGGGAAGGCUCACUAGAAAAUGGCAAAAGGUCCUGAUAAGCAGAAGUAAUUGCUCCUACAUCUUGAGGAACUUCUUUAACCCUCUAGGAGCCAAUGUAAGUUGACGCAGAGACUUCAGCGGCAUUGCAGAACGCCCACAUUCUCACCGAUACUAUUUCUGUGCUGCAUCUGUCAAGAGCUUACUCUGCCCCCUUCCUUGCAGACACAUCACGAUGGCAUAAUGCCUGCAUGUGACUUAGGUCCAUGUUCUUGGUGGCCAGUGGGAGGAAAUCAGUGUAGCGCUGUGGCAAUUGUUCCAUCAGCGCAAGCAUUUCAGCUUGCCAGGUGGAACAACCCCCCAUCCCUCUCCCCAUGUGUUGUUCGGGGGGGGGUGUUCUCCUGAACUUCCCCAAUCCAAUUGUGUGGGGCACCUGGGAAGGGAGGAACCCCAUUAGUGGAAGUCUUUUUGCGAGCUUCCACUAGCAGAACUUGUCGACGGAAUCCCAUUUUGAGCAGCUGUUCUUCUGAUCACAGCCUUUCUAUUUUGGAGCGUGCAAAAGGUUAAGCACUAAUGAACAUGAACAAUAAUAGUGAUGCAACUUGUGUGGUUUGUGUCUGCAGUCAUUGGACAGACAUCCAAGUGAAAGGGACCUCUUUACCCCGCGCCCUGCACUGCUGGGAUCGCAGCCUCCACGACAGCAACAAGAAUGGGAAAACUCCACUGAAAGGCUGCCCUGUCCAUCUGAUUGACAGCUGUCCCUGGCCACACUGCAACCCCUCAUGCCCUACCAUCCGGGACCAGUACACAGGACAAGAGAUGAACGUGAUCCAGUUUCUCAUGCAUAUGGGGUUUGAUGUGCAGAAGAUGGCGCAGCAGCAGGGUCUGGAGCCCAGUAAACUGCUGGGGAUGCUGAGUAGUGGUAGCUAGGAGAGUUUUCCACUAAGGAGGACUGCAUGACUGCGUAUAGAGCAGGAGCCUUUUAGCUCCCCUCUCAAACUUCCUGCCCUCCUUGCUCACUUUCAUAACAUAAGCAUCUACACAGACACAUACAGGCACAAGUCAUGCACGCACACUCUGGCACAGUUAGUAUUAUCAGGAUAAAAUGAACACCAGUUGAUUGAAAUGUUACCUCUACUUCAGGGGACAGUCUCAGCUAAGCGUCACCUCUGUCUGCAAUAAUUCACUAAUGGUCUGCAGGGAAUGCAUAGAAAAUCACGAACCCUCUCCAGUGUUAAAAGGACUGUAUACUUUUUGCCUUUUCCAAGAACUUUUCACACCAUGAGACUGACAACAAAAGGUGCUUUGGGGGGGGGAAAAAAAGAAAAGCACUGGAUUAUUUGUCCAAUUAGAAAUGAUGAAGGUAUAGCUGAUUAUAUGACUUCCUGGAGGCCAGCAUCUCACGAUGUAACAUAAUAAUGUACAAACCGAGCACACAGGCUAGAAAAGGACUUAUCUUGUACUCAAUUUACUUUUGUAUUAUUUUAUAAAAUGAUUUUUAUUAAUUUUUAAAGAAAUAAGCAAGAAAUAUAAGAUUAAUGAUAUUGUUUUGUAACAUAUUUUUUUAAAUAAUGAAGAAAAAACACCUUGUGCUAUUUUUUGGCAAUGUGAAAAUAUUUAUUUUAAUAUGUAAAUGCUAUUUAUAAGGGCUGACCCAAGAUAUCCUCACAUGUUGUUGUAAAGUUGUAAAUACUUCUCCUUUGGAAAGGUUUUCCUUCUGAUCACAUAUGUGUGAGAAAGGGCAAGGGUCAGCAGUGGCAUUAUUAUUAUUAUUAUUAUUAUUAUUAUUCAAAUUGUUUAUUAGAUCCCCAUGACUCUUUUGAAGUAUGUUUCUUGUUGUUUGUGAAAGGGGGAAAGAUUACCAACCACAGCCUCAGUAAAGAGCUUUUAUCCUUCCUGCUCACCUACGUUCUCUCCAUCUUUUGUUCAGAGAGGACUGUGUCCUUACCUGUGAAUCAGAUCCUGGAGAUAUCCCAGAUAAUUUCUGCCCUUAACAGUGGAGUAGCUGAUUUUGAAGUAUAUGGAUGUUACUGCUCAGAAAUAGCCCAUCACUUUUCUUCUGUGCUGUUAAAUUUCAGUUGCAGCAUUAUGUCAUUAAAAGCUUCCAUACUUGUCAGGGUUGAGAGCUAAUGCAAAUUCCAGACUCCUUCCAACACCAAGCAAGGACUUGGCAGAUAUUCUGCAGUCAACUCUGGCUUGAUUUCCAG